AUGGUGAUCAGGUGGUGGACUAAGGAUUUAAAUGUCUCGGCAAAAUUUCCUUUUGCACGGGAUAGGGUUGUGGAAGGUUGCUUUUGGGUUUUGGGGAUCUACUUUGAGCCGCAGUAUUCUCUUGCUAGAAGGAUAAUGAUGAAAAUAAUGGCCAUAUCAUCCAUCAUUGAUGACAUCUAUGACGCCUAUGGAACCAUUGACGAGCUAGAGCUUUUCACCAAAGUAAUAGAGAGGUGGGAUAUAUGUUGCCUGAAUGAUCUCCCAGAUUACAUGAGAUUAUGUUAUACGGCACUUUUGGAUAUUUUUGAAGAAAUAGAGCAAGAGAUGAGACAGAAAGGAAAAGCAUAUUGCAUCGAGUAUGCCAAGAAAGAAAUGAAAAGACUGAUCCAAGCUUACAUUACUGAGGCAAGAUGGUUUCAUUGCAACUACACACCAACAGUGGAGGAGUACAUGAAAGUCGGAACAUUAUCAUGUGGUUACGCUAUGCUGACAACCGUCUCUUUCAUCGGCAUGGAAGACUCAACAGAGGAGGCUUUCAGAUGGGCAACGAGUGACCCAAUAGUUAUCGUUGCUGCUUCAACUCUUUGUAGGCUCAUGGAUGACAUUGUUGGACACGAGUUUGAGCAGAAAAGAGGACACGUAGCCUCAAGCCUUGAAUGCUAUAUGAAACAACACAAUACCUCAAGGCAAGAGGCCAUUGAAGAACUACUUAAGGUAAUUGAGAGUGCUUGGAAGGAUAUUAAUGACGCAUGCCUUGAUCCUAUUCCAUUACCAUUGGCCUUGCGCGAAUGA
Molecule: messenger RNA, 792 nt
Organism: Abrus precatorius (Indian licorice)
Lineage: Eukaryota; Viridiplantae; Streptophyta; Magnoliopsida; Fabales; Fabaceae
Product: probable terpene synthase 2
Exons: 4
Coding region: 1-792 (263 amino acids)
Molecular function (GO): magnesium ion binding; terpene synthase activity
Source: RefSeq, a predicted model, not a curated record